AUGUUCCGCAGGAGGCUACGAGGCUUUCCUUCGGAACAGCGCAUUUACUUGAAUCGCGUAUCUCUGAUUCAGUCAGAGCUCCUGCAACACAGCACCAGGAGCUUUGCCAGCGCCCGAACCACGUCAUCAAGCUCGGAAAUAACAUCCCGAAGACGACAUCCAGCGGGGGAGGCUGAUAGGGAUAUAAAAUACAGAAACAGCCUUAAAGUUAAACCACUGAGACGUGAGACCGAGACCGAAAUUGAACUCGACAAAUCCAAGGAUGAACAGAAAGAUUAUCAGAAACGAUACGACCGAGCAGCGAGAAAAUGGAUGUUGAACAUGAUAGCCCUCCCGAUUUUUCUCGUCACCGGCUAUUGUCUAUUCGAAAGACUUAUCAUGGGACAUGCUCCUAAAACUUCGCCAAGGAUCACGGACAACCAGACCAAUGCAUCCGUCAGAAAAAGGCUGGGCAAUGCCGAUUAUGCUGUCUGUAGAUCCUGCUUAGGACACAGCACUUUAGGUGGUUAG
Messenger RNA from Ustilaginoidea virens, 510 nucleotides. RefSeq lists its product as uncharacterized. Bases 1 to 510 code for a protein of 169 amino acids. The record is from RefSeq and is a predicted model, not a curated record. The transcript has 4 exons. NCBI's taxonomy places the organism in Eukaryota, Fungi, Ascomycota, Sordariomycetes, Hypocreales, Clavicipitaceae.